Medicago truncatula (barrel medic) is the source of this 480-nucleotide messenger RNA. RefSeq names its product acyl carrier protein 1, chloroplastic. Gene Ontology annotation, biological process: fatty acid biosynthetic process. Bases 1 to 480 code for a protein of 159 amino acids. The record is from RefSeq and is a predicted model, not a curated record. The transcript is spliced from 5 exons. Lineage: Eukaryota; Viridiplantae; Streptophyta; Magnoliopsida; Fabales; Fabaceae. Gene Ontology annotation, molecular function: acyl carrier activity.
AUGGUUUAUGUGGAGAGUUAUAAAUUUUGGAGUAGUAAGGAGGUUGAAGGUUCAAUAUUGGGCAUUACCAUUAAUGAUGAGAGUCAUCAAAGUUUAGGACCUUUAUAUGAGGCAGAGCUCCGGUUUAUUUCAUUUUUGCAAACCCUUUCUCUCUCUAACUAUGGGAGAAUGAAUGUUUCUUUUAGCUCACAACCAGGCUCAAUUCGCCUUGCAUAUCCAUGUGUUGCUAAACCACAGACGGUGCAAAAAGUGUGCAAGAUAGUAAAGAAGCAACUGGGUUUACCAGAUUACUCUAUUGUUACUGGCAGUUCAAAAUUUGCAAUGCUUGGAGUUGACACGGUUGAGAUUCUGAUGGAGCUCGAAGAGGAAUUUGGUAUCAGCGUUGAACUUGAAGAGGAUAUUGCAGAGAGCAUCUCAACAGUUCAAGAAGCUGCAGAGUCCUUAGAGGAAAAAUGUCCCGGAUGUGAAACAUGUUGGUAG